AUGGGAAUUAGGAAGAUAAUGACAUGGAAUAAACUGGAAGUUUCGUAUUCUUAUGGAAUGUUUGUCGAGCAUACUGUGCCAUGUACCAAAGAUGUACUUAAUGUUUAUUACAAGAAAGGUUCAUUUACAAAUGUUACAAAUGUCUCACUGCUGGUCUGCCGAAAGUCUAGCGUCCAUUUGACCGUAGCUCUAGGAAACGGACUAAAUAUUUUAAUGAGAACUUUAAAUAGUUGUAUCUGGAACUAUAACUAUCGUGUUGUAUCUUUAUAUGAUGAGUCGGUAUUAGAUACACCUAAGACGACUGGAAAAACUUAUCUCUUCGAUAAGGUUGUGAAUGUGACCACUGGUCAGAAGGAAGAGAGGAAGAUGAUGACUGGUGUGCACACAGUUGUUGACACGUUCUGUGUGCGGUGCGGCUCACUUGUGGGAUGGAGAUACGAAACUGUUAAUGAGAAUAGCCAAAAGUACAAGGAAGGAAGAUUUAUCCUUGAGAGGUUUAAGGUAUUGGGACCGGAUGGAAGUGCAUAUUCAAUAGGUCAUGAAGAUUACGAAUCUAGAAGUGAAGAUGAAGUUUGAUCCUUUUGGACAUUUUCGUGAUUGAUCAACUUUUUUGAAAAUGUACAUCGUUUCCUUAGCCUUCUGGUUAUGUUCCUCGUUAUCAUUACUCAUUAGUGAACUCGAAACAGUUUUGCAAGAUGAUUUAUGAUGUUGAUCUUUAUUAGAAUAUUAACAAAAACGUGGAUCUGAUAGCACUCCUUCCAAAUGCUAUGAUGUUGGAUUGCCAAUUAGAAUUGUGCCAGUCGUUUAUGAUAU
This is a messenger RNA of Olea europaea var. sylvestris, 813 nucleotides long. RefSeq lists its product as uncharacterized. Gene Ontology annotation, cellular component: ubiquitin ligase complex. NCBI's taxonomy places the organism in Eukaryota, Viridiplantae, Streptophyta, Magnoliopsida, Lamiales, Oleaceae. The record is from RefSeq and is a predicted model, not a curated record. The transcript is spliced from 8 exons. Bases 1 to 576 code for a protein of 191 amino acids.